Homarus americanus (American lobster) is the source of this 690-nucleotide messenger RNA. RefSeq names its product elastin-binding protein EbpS-like. NCBI's taxonomy places the organism in Eukaryota, Metazoa, Arthropoda, Malacostraca, Decapoda, Nephropidae. The transcript has 3 exons. The coding region runs from base 1 to 690 and encodes 229 amino acids. The record is from RefSeq and is a predicted model, not a curated record.
AUGACACACAUGAAGACAAGUCCAACAUAUAUGGAAGACAAGUCCGACACAUAUGAAGACAAGUCCAACACAUAUGUUGACAAGUCCACAUAUGAAGACAAGUCCAACACAUAUGAAGACAAGACAAGUCUGACACAUAUGAAGACAUAUGAAGACAAGUCCGACACAUAUGAAGACAAGUCCAACACAUAUGAAGACAAGUCCAACACAUAUGAAGACAAGUCCACACAUAUGGAAGACAAGUCUAACAUAAUGAAAACAAGACACAUGAAGACAAGUCCAACACAUAUGAAGACAAACAAGUCCGACACAUAUGAAGACAAGUCCGACAUAUAUGAAGACAAGUUACAAGAAGACAAGUCUACACAUAAGACAAGUCCGACACAUAUGAAGACAAGUCCAACACAUGAAAACAAGUCUGAAGACAACACAUAUGACAAGAAGUCUGACACAUAUAAUGUCCGACAAUCUGACACAUAUGAAGACAAGUCCAACACAUAUGAAGACAAGUCCAACACAUAUGAAGACAAGUCCGACACAUAUGAAGACAAGUCCGACACAUAUGAAGACAAGUUCAACACAUAUGAAGACAAGUCCGACACAUAUGAAGACAAGUCCGACACAUAUGAAGACAAGUCCGACACAUAUGAAGACAAGUCCGACACAUAUGAAGACAAGUCCAACACAUGA